Talaromyces proteolyticus is the source of this 7038-nucleotide messenger RNA. Its product is annotated as putative THO complex component. Bases 1 to 7038 code for a protein of 2345 amino acids. Gene Ontology annotation, cellular component: THO complex part of transcription export complex. Lineage: Eukaryota; Fungi; Ascomycota; Eurotiomycetes; Eurotiales; Trichocomaceae. The transcript has 3 exons. Gene Ontology annotation, biological process: mRNA export from nucleus; mRNA processing. Gene Ontology annotation, molecular function: mRNA binding. The record is from RefSeq and is a predicted model, not a curated record.
AUGCCUCCUGGCGGUGGAGGUAAACGGAAAAGAGGCGACAGAUCUUGGUCGGGCGAUUCUGGGCACGACGGUCAGCGACCUUCUCCUCAUCGACCGGGAAAUUUGAAUCUUGCGCAACACAACCAAUCUCUCUCCCCUAGUCCACGCCGCGGCUCUGGAGAAAUCAGUGGGAGGGGGGGAAAGAAUAAUAGAGGCGGUAGAGGAGGAUUUUCAGGCCGCUCGCAGCCUGUAGCUCAAGAUCAACAAAAACCUGCUCAGGAUACCUCCAUGACUUUGACUUCAGGAAAACCGACCAACGUGGCCCCCGAACAGCGGCAGACGGGUGGCGGAAAUACAGUCGAAUCGAAUAUAAAUGACAAGCUGGACUCUUUCGCCUACGAAAUCGUCACGAAAGAAAUUCUAAAUAGUUGGCAAAAGAGUGGGAAAAAAACAGUAAUUAACCGAGGCAUAGCUGCACGAGACACAAACGACACCCUCGAUCUAUCAUACGUAUUUCAAGAGUUGAUUCGAUCCGUUUUAUUCAAAAGAUUGGUUCCGUCCGAGGCAGGUGGAACAGUACGACAAAUACUGGAAGGAGGGAGAGACGAACAAUCUGGUAGGGAGGACACCUCAUCACUCUUCCUAAAUACUCUGUCUAUACUUGUCGAUGACAACGAUACCUCGAAUGACGCUUUGAAACAAUUUGUGUUCGCUACCGAGAUUCCACUAUCACUAUUGCGUCUAGAGUUGGAUACGAGUUUGGUCCAAGGGUUAGGACUUGUACGAGAAACCUUCGCCCGUAUAGGAAUUCGAAAACAAACGAAUAUCCUUUAUCGACAAUCCAACUAUAAUCUUCUUCGAGAAGAAUCAGAAGGGUACUCAAAGUUGGUUACAGAACUUUUCACAACAAGCAACACCGAAUCUCCGUCCAGUGAGAAUGUCGAAGAAACGUUUGAACGUGUUAAGGCAAUGAUUGGAGCCUUUGACUUGGAUGUCGGACGUGUGCUUGAUGUUACCUUGGACGUUUUUGCAGCAGUACUUGUGAAGAAAUAUCACUUUUUUGUUAGGUUUUUGCGCGCUAGUUCCUGGUGGCCCAAGGGUGAUCGCUUGCGUCGUGAAGAAGAGUCUGAUCCUUACACUGGGCUCCCUAGUUGGGCUAUUCCAGGAUGGACUGGCUUCGACGAGGAAAAGAAAGAAGAUCUUGCACGGAUACGCGACGACCGAGACCAAGCCUUUUGGAACCGUGUGCGAGAAAUCGGAAUUCGUGCCUUUUACGAAAUUGGUCGUCGGCCGUUAUCUGAGGAGGAGCGGCAGCUUGCACUGACAGAUGCCAGCAGUCUGGCCGAGUUUGAAGCCGAAACUCGAAAGUGGAUUGAACAAACCGGCACAUUACCACCAAAAGGUAAUCGUGUUGCAGCUCAGCUCCUAGGUUUUAAGCUUCGAUUCUAUUCAACAGCUGCUAGGGAGGCUGGCCACUUGCCGGAGAACCUCAUCUGGGUUGCUGCUUUACUGAUCAAAAUUGGAUUCAUUUCAUUGCGCGAUCUCUACCCCCACCUUUGGCGCGAAGACGAAUCUAUGCCUGAGCUAGAGGAGAAAUUGAAGAAGGAGAAAUUGGAAUUGGAAAUGAAAGCGCGACCAGGAGGAGGCAUCAAUGCUCUCAUGCUUGCUGGAGCUCUUCCCGAUGAUACCCUUCCUCCCCCUGUUUCACGUACACGUGAGGCAGAGACUCGUUCUGGCACCCCCGGAAAGGAUUCUGAAUCUACGACAAAAGAAACUCUUGAUCAAGAACCACCACCAGAUAUUAGGGAGCAGAAAGUCGACUUAUUGAAGAGCUUGCUGACCAUUGGUGCUGUUCCUGAGGCCCUUUACAUGCUCAGCCGGUUUCCUUGGCUCAUGGACAUACCGGAGCUACCAGAAUACAUUCACCGCAUCGUUCAUCAUUGUCUAAGCAAGAUUUAUACCCCGCUGCGACCUUUGCAAGGAGCUGAUCAGCUUCGGGAAGCCCGAAAAGUGCCUAGUCCUGAUCAAUCCGGCGUACCUAAAGGGCAAGUCCGCUUAGUUGAUGUUCCUCCGCGCAAGCUUCUUCGCUGGGCCCAUCCUGAUAAAGAAGAUCGUGAAGAUGGGACCAACUACCGGUUCUACUGGGACCACUGGGCCGACACUAUACCCGUUUGUCAAACUAUCGACGACUUCUUUGCGCUCUCUUCCUCGUUGUUAAAUGUUUCUGGCUUCAAGAUAGGGCAAGAUCCUCUGUUAAUGAGCAAAAUUGCACGAAUAGCUCAAGAUUCCCUCAAAUCGGAUACAUCAGAAAACAAUAAGAUUCGCUGGAGAGAUCUCUGCAAGCGCUUGCUUCUUCCAGCCUUGAGCUUGUCCAGAAAGAACCCAGGCGUCGCUAACGAGGUAUUCGGUGUGAUUCGGCACUUCCCCAGGAUCACGCGUUACAAUAUGUAUGCCGAAUGGCACUUUGGGCAGACAUCUAGACAACCUGAUAUCAAAACGGCUUUCGAGCUGGCUACAGCACAAACACGAGAUACCUUAAAGCGUUUGAGCAAGACGAAUAUCAAAGCCAUGGCACGCGCAUUGGCCGAAAUUGCAUAUGCAAACCCUGGAAUUGUCAUCAACGUUGAGAUCACGCAGAUCGAGUCCUAUGAUAACCUAAUCGAGGUCGUCGUUGAGUGUGCUCGUUACUUCACGGACUUGGGAUACGAUAUUCUUAUCUGGGCCCUCAUCAAUUCCCUGGGCCAGAAAGGAAGAAGUCGUGUUCAACAGGGAGGCCUUCUAACCAGUCGGUGGUUGAACGCGCUAUCAACUUUCACCGGCAAAGCUUUUAAACGCUACUCUGUCUUGAAUCCUUUGCCAAUUCUUCAAUAUGUCUUCGAACAACUACGGCAUCAAAACUCAACCGACCUUAUCAUUCUAGAACGCAUGAUCAGCUCCAUGGCCGGCAUUGUCACUGAUACAAACUUUAACGAGGCACAAAUCCAGGCUAUGGCGGGUGGCGCUCUCUUGCAAUCGCAAACGAUGUUGCAACUGCUUGAUAAACGACAUGAAUCCAAAACAACUUCCAAAAGGCUCAUGAAGGCCCUUACAGAGUCCAAAAUGGCAGGUCAACUACUUAUUGCUAUUGCUCAAGAGCGUCUACUAUGCGUUUACAGGGAGUCAGAUAUUCCGGAGCUAAAAUUGCUGGGCAAUAUUUUUGAUGAAAUUCAUCGGAUUCUCACACAAUACCUGGACUUGCUUCGUAGCAAUCUUACAGUUGCCGAAUUCGAUUCCUUCGUUCCUAGCCUGCCAAGUCUUGUUGGUGAAUUCGGCCUACAGCCGGAUAUUGCUUUUUGGAUUUCUCGACCUAGUUUGAGUAAACAGAUUGCGGAUGCAGAUCAUCUUACCAAGGAGAGCAACUCAGUUCAUGGUCAAACUGUCGGUAAAAACCAGGACAGUUCCGAGUCUAGUGGUGGCGACGUGGAAAUGACAGGGGAGCACAACAGCGAAAAGAUUGACGAACCGUCAAACGAGGGUGAAAUGGAGGUGGAGAAGUCGCCCGCUAUGGCAGAUUCAACGAACACUGAUAUUGCUCCAACCACGAAUGGUGUUGUGAAUCAUGAAACAACACCCUGGCACCCUAUCCUACAAAAGCUCAUGGGUGAGAUCCAGGAGAUUUUGCCGUCAAACACCUGGCAAGUUGUUGGGUUGCCUUUUUACCUGACAUUCUGGCAACUUUCGAUAUAUGACGUCCACAUUCCGGGGAAGGCAUACGAGGAUGAAAUUGAAAGACAGAAACGUCGAGUUUUUGUUAUUUCCAAUGACAGAACUGACAUCAGCGUGGCCGGGACACAGAGAAAGGAAAGGGAAAAGAAACAAAUACAGGAGCUUCAAGAUCGUCUACUUGAAGAGAACAAAAAUCAUCUUGUAUCUUACGAACAAACUCGAAACAGAUUGCAGAAAGAGAAGGAUCACUGGUUUUCAGGUAUGCGAGGUAAAUACGAAACUCUCAACCUUGCUCUGUUAGAGCAAUGCUUUCUCCCUCGUCUUUUGCUCUCAUCUAUCGAUUCCUUCUACUGCUUCAAGAUGAUGAAAUUUCUUCAUACUUCAGGCACUCCCAACUUCCGGACAGUGGGCCUGCUAGACCAGCUAUUGCGGGAGCAUCGGCUGACGGCGAUCAUUUUUCAAUGUACUUCAAAAGAAGCCGAUAAUUUCGGACGCUUUCUCAACGAAAUUCUACGCGACUUGACACGUUGGCAUGCAGACAAGGCAGUCUACGAGAAGGAAGCAUGGGGACACAACAAGACGCUCCCAGGUUUCGCCAUGAAUGUCGAUUCCGAGGGCAAGUCGACCUCUUUUGUUGACUUUGAAAUGUUCCGUCGACUUUUAUACAAAUGGCACCGUCUUCUUGCCGGAGCAUUGAAGACGUGCUUCAAUGGAGGAGAAUACAUGCAUAUUCGAAACGGUAUCAGUGUUUUAAAGUCUGUCUCCCAGAAUUUCCCGGCUGUGAAUUGGAUGGGCCGUGAUAUGUUGCAAUGUGUCAACACCUUGAGCAACGAUGAUAGAGAAGACGUAAAGAUUGCAGCAGCGUCAUUGAAGGGGGAUCUCAGCAGAAGAGAGAAGCAAUGGCUUCUUCCUCAAGCUUUCAUGAUUAAUGAAAAUGUGACUGGAGAAAAAGCCAAAUCUCGAUCAGCACGGCCUGACUCCGGUACCCCAAAACCAUUGAAUGCAACUGCCACAGAAUUCAAGCUUCCAGGGUCAGCAGGGGCCAAUGACGUAUCGAGUGGCCCAGCGACGGGCAAAUUGGAAGUAGAGGAUGGGGAGAUUGAAGAUGCCAAAAUGAGCGAUGCCGCAGCUGCAGAAUUGAAGGGAGACUCUGCCACUGAGCAAGCUGAAAAGCAGCUGAGCGAAACCCCCGAGUUAGUGGCGGAAGCUCUUUCCACCACAGUCGACCAGAAUACAGCUUCUGCCCGCGAGGAUAAAGGACAAGCAUCUGACGCAGAGCAACAGCAGUCUGAUGGUCGAGCCAGAACACUUUCGCCAGCACAAUCUCGACAGGGCUCAAGACCACCAGAUAUGAAUCGUUCGACAAGUAUACCGAAACGUCCAGACUUAGACCGGCCUUCUCGGUUACCGCCACCUAAUCUACCAAACAAGCCUGAUCCUCCUCGCUAUAGAAAUGAUGGACGCUCGUCCAGACAACCGGAUCUAAUUGAUGAACGCAGUAGAGAUGCCAGAGAUGGGGGUCGACAUCCCGACUUCUCUCGGUCUACGCGAUAUAGUGACGCUGAAAGAGACCGGCCUUAUGAUCAUGAAAUCCGAGGCCGUGGACGAUCGGACCGUGACGGAGGUGAUUUAUCACGGGCCCCUCCGUUUGAUGAGCAAUUCCGAACCCCUCGUGACAGUCGUGGUCCCCCUCGUGAACCUGAAGUCGAUCGUUCUGGUCGCUUACGACCCCCAGACUCCUUUUCUCGGGGGGAUGCAGGCCUCCCCUCUCGUUCUGCAGCCCAACCACAUCCGGACAGAGCUGAUCUCAUCCAUGAACAUCCUGACCGUGUUGCAUUGAUAGAGGGUGAAACGCAACGCCGUGAUCAUGGAAGGUUAGACCGUGAGGAUCGUAGGCCUCGACCAACAUCACCUACAAGACCAGACGACCGUCGAAGUCAUCGCCAUGGCGACUACCCCACGGGGCCACGCGGCGAAAGGUCUGGACGGCCCGAUUUGCCAGAAACUAGAGAUUCGCGACCAGCUCCUGAUAUGUCUCAUGGAAGAUUGAAUCAAGAUUCUAGAGUUAAUCGCCCACCCGAAAUACCGACAGAGAUUCCAUCAGGGCCACGGGCAAGAGGCGUGCAAACACGGGGAAGAAAUGCACCUCCAUCUACCCAAGGAACGCCAGUUGCAACACCUGAACGGCCACCACCAACAGGUCCCGCCGGCCGGUCGAGUGGCCGCCUUCCAGACUCACUUACUUCAUCGACUUCCGAAACAGGUGAUACAAGUGGCGUCCACCCCGAUAGACUAAAGAACCUUCAGGUUCCGUCCGAGCCUAGUUCUGCAGCCCAUCGAUCACAGGGACCUAUGGUGGUACCUGCUGGUCCUCGCAGUUCCCAUGGAACUCCUGGCAGUUCCCCUAUCACCCGAGCACCGCCAUCCGGGCCAGGUGCUGAUAGGAGUCGUAGCGAUAAGCGCUUUGCAGGCCUCAAUAACAUGCUCCAGCAAACUGGUGGUUCGCAAGAGCGAGGCAAUCAGGGAACGUCGAUUCGUGGUCGAGGAAGGCAAGCUAGCACCACAAAUCCUCAUGGCAGCCGACCUGUUAGUCCUCCUGGUGGAGGGUUCGAAGAAGACACUGGACCACUGAGAGCGGAACUCUUCCCUGGUGGCAAUGAGGAGGAUACCCGCGCUUCUGGCCGAGGUCGCCGAAAUGAGGCCACAGAUGAUGCAGAUUUGGAACCUAAGCGCUCUGGGCGUCAUGCAAAUCACAACGCCCCCGAUCGAGACCGUCGGGCGGAAGAGGAACCAGGGAGAGGAGGUCGAAAAGACGAUCGCCGCGAUCGGGGACGUGACAGAGACCGGGAACGUGACCAUGAACGCAGCCGCCGCCCCGAUAUUGGAGGAGAAGAUAAACCAUCCCAACCAUUAAAAGAUCAAGGUCCUCGUCGUGGAACUAGCGGCCGUGACGAUAAUAGGAAACGGGAUCGUAGAGAUAGAGGCGAUGGACCGGCUGAACCUCCAGUGCCUGGAAACAAUGAACACCAUGGUCGAAUGCGGCCUCCGUCUUCCCAGGGCAGCAAUAAUGUACCUCUUCCUGGGCCGCCCGGUCCUCCUGGCCCUCCUGGUGAAGAUCGUCGAUGGAGCGGCAGUGGUCGUGGUGAGAAUCGCGACAGAGACCGCAAUCGGGAGCGCGGUGGUGGAAGGGAUCGUGAUCGUGACUUCAAUCGAGAGGGCGGUGCACCGAGUGGUAACAACACCUUUCCACGCAAGCGUGGUCGACCCGGGGACGAUAAUUCCGGGCAUGGAGAUGGCCCUGGACGUGGUAUGCGAGUUGGAAGUGAGAGUAAACGAAUGCGACGCGGCACAUAA